Messenger RNA from Stomoxys calcitrans (stable fly), 1633 nucleotides. RefSeq lists its product as uncharacterized. The record is from RefSeq and is a predicted model, not a curated record. NCBI's taxonomy places the organism in Eukaryota, Metazoa, Arthropoda, Insecta, Diptera, Muscidae. The coding region runs from base 490 to 1242 and encodes 250 amino acids. The transcript is spliced from 2 exons.
UUGACGUUCGCACGAAUAAUUGCGAGGCGUUAUACGAAUGUGCAUACUUGAACUCAUAGAUUGGCAGAUAAUUUUUCGGAAUAGUUGUGAGUGCCACCAACGAAUUAUUGGGUGUUAGCCUGUACACAGAGACCGCUGAAGGGGGCCCGUUGCCGUACGUAUUGGAGGCCUUCCAUACUACUUGACGACAGCUGGAGGAGAGGUCCACAACUGUGUGGACAGAGAUGCAGAUUCGAGCUCAGGAGUUGUGAGGGGAGAUCGCACACAUUGCUGAGGGGAGAAGGAAUUUUGCAAGUUGGUUGUCUGCAAACUGUAGUGAGGUCUGUCGUUGUUCACUCACCCCUCUCGUUUCAUAUGUAUAUGCAAAGGUGCUCUUGAAGGCGGCUGAGGAGUUACCAGAUAGUUUCUGGUUGUCGUGGCAACUGCCCACCCAAAUGCCGUAUCUGCCAAGAAAGACAUUUUUUGAAGUCGUGUCCAACUUUUCUGGGAAUGACCAUUGCCAAAAGACGUGAAGUGGUGAAAGACAAAGGCUUUUGUUUCAACUGCUUAUGCACAACACACACGAGACAUUGGUGCCCGUCGAGGAAAACGUGCAUGGUAUGCCAAAGCCACCAUCACACACUAAUACACGUGGAUUCAUCAGCAAUAACAACACUUAAACGCAAAGACAGCAAAACUCAACCCCGAUCCAAAUCUGAAACCCAAAGACGUCCAUCAUCAUCCAUUCAUCGGAAGAAAUCUUAUGUUGACGAGCGUCUAAGCCGUCGGUCAAAAACGCACGUUUUUCUGCCUACUGCCCUAGGACGGUGCCUUACUUCCAAAGGUCCAGAAAAAACAAGACUGCUUUUGAAUUCAGGCGGCGUACAAACUAUAAUUGUACGAGGAUUGGUGGAUAGACUACACCUCAAGACCACAAAGAAGGACGGAAAAGAGUACUGCACACUUAAUCUGCAGUCUUACCAGGACCCCACUGCCAAAAUACAAGUGUCUGGUGUAGUAAAGUCGCAGCUGAAUAUGGCACUUCCAACAACGGUCCCAGAUGAAAAAUUGAAGACAACAUAUGACCAGAUUACCGACUUAGCGGAUCCACAUUUCUUUGCACCAAAAAAUAUCGAGGUUGUAAUCGCUAACGACCAGCUUCCUAAAAUUUUGAAGGCCGGCAUGAUCCAAACAUCCUCCACGAUGCCGAUCGCCCAAAGCACCAUAUUCGGGUGGACAAUUUCCGGUGCCUGCCACUACUAAGUUGCACUAGUGCAAGGGGGCCGGCAUGUUGAAGCCAGUUCAACAAACCUAUCCUUAUGCUAACAUAAGUACACACAUAUAUAAUAGAAUUACAUACCUUACUGAAUUACAUUGAAAUAAAUCUUUGAAAUAGUUUUAAGUAUCUUUAUGUUCAUAAUUUCCCGCGGAUUUGCUUUUAUUGGUCAACUUGGCAACCCUUUUAUCUAUUCUGGAUGCAAAAGGGCCAAAAGCUUUCACUCAAACGGAUAAAGAGCGGCCAUGUUGACCAAAUUUCCAAUUCGCCUUUUCUUAAAUCUACACACUUUUAACUUUCUUGCACCGCCAUUAAAUCACUUGUGCAGCAUCAUCCCAAGAAGGCGGUAAGGGCUUACUGAAAUGUAAUAAACUGUAA